AUGUCCUGCAAGUGUUCAAAGUACAAGUUUGCCGCAUUUAGCGGCUACCUGAUUACUCCAGAGAAUUUUGGGAAGUUCGUCUGCAGUCUUCCUGUGCUCCGUGACUGGGAGGAUGAAGAGUUUGGCGGCGAUCCCUUCGUCGAACAUAUCACUCGCUAUGCUGCCAGUGAUGACGAGCCGAGCGUGACUGACGAUCGCAUAACACACAUGUUCUUCGCCACCCGUUACGUUCCGUACGAGUGUCCGUCCCAGCUUGACGAGUCGCAUCCGGACAGUGAGCCGCUGCGGACAAAAACGGAAAAGGACCGAGCCAUGUUGAACAAGUGGAAGGAGAUCUAUGAGAGCGUCGGUGGCAAGUUCGACCGCGACAUGGUCACAUUCGGGAUUAUCAAGGAGUGGCAUUCGGUGAAGAUGAUACCGUUUUGA
This is a messenger RNA of Gloeophyllum trabeum ATCC 11539, 426 nucleotides long. RefSeq lists its product as uncharacterized. The record is from RefSeq and is a predicted model, not a curated record. Lineage: Eukaryota; Fungi; Basidiomycota; Agaricomycetes; Gloeophyllales; Gloeophyllaceae. The transcript has 2 exons. Bases 1 to 426 code for a protein of 141 amino acids.